Messenger RNA from Lycium ferocissimum, 3601 nucleotides. Its product is annotated as kinesin-like protein KIN-5D. The coding region runs from base 202 to 3348 and encodes 1048 amino acids. Gene Ontology annotation, molecular function: microtubule binding; ATP binding; plus-end-directed microtubule motor activity. The record is from RefSeq and is a predicted model, not a curated record. NCBI's taxonomy places the organism in Eukaryota, Viridiplantae, Streptophyta, Magnoliopsida, Solanales, Solanaceae. The transcript is spliced from 23 exons. Gene Ontology annotation, biological process: microtubule-based movement.
GAUUGCCAGUCUUCCAUCAUCUCCGUUCACUACAGACACACUCUACAUUUCUACUGACUUUCUCUCUCUCUAGAACAUUCUUCAUUGCUGAAAUUGUCCAACCUCUCAACUGGCCGGCAACUACUUCACUCACAAUAAAUUUGAAUUUGAACUGAGCUGACUAAGAGAAUAAAGUUGUGAGAUUUGAAGGAUAGUUAAGGAAUGGAGUCAUCGCAAUCGCAACAACAGAGAAGAGGCGGCGGCUUAGUUUCGAUGUCGCCAUCACAUACGCCGCGGUCAAGUGAUAAGGUGGUGAGGGAUCUGCGAUCGGGAGAAGGGAAUGGCAAGCAUGAUAAAGAAAAAGGCGUUAAUGUACAAGUUAUUUUGCGUUGCAGGCCGUUGAGUGAGGAUGAGAUAAGAUUGCAUACACCAGUUGUGAUUAACUGUAAUGAGGGUAGAAGAGAAGUUUCUGCUAUUCAAAACAUAGCUAAUAAGCAGAUUGACCGAACAUUUGCCUUUGAUAAGGUGUUUGGUCCAACAUCCAAACAGAAGGACUUGUAUGAUUCUGCAAUAUGGCCAAUUGUUUUUGAAGUUCUAGAGGGAUAUAACUGCACCAUUUUUGCUUAUGGGCAGACAGGAACAGGGAAAACUUAUACAAUGGAGGGAGGGGGAAGAAAGAAGAAUGGGGAAUUUCCAAGUGAUGCAGGUGUUAUCCCCCGAGCUGUUAAGCAAAUUUUUGAGAUAUUGGAAGCUCAAAAUGCUGAAUAUAACAUGAAAGUAACACAUUUGGAGCUUUAUAAUGAGGAGAUCACAGAUCUUUUAGCUCCUGAGGAAUGCACAAAGUAUGUAGAUGAUAAAUCCAAAAAACCAAUAGCUCUGAUGGAAGAUGGUAAGGGCGGAGUUUUGGUUAGAGGCUUGGAAGAGGAGAUUGUGUCCACUGCAAAUGAAAUCUAUAAGAUCUUGGAGAAAGGUUCAGCUAAGAGGCGUACAGCAGAGACUCUUCUUAACAAACAGAGCAGUCGUUCUCACUCUAUUUUCUCUAUCACAAUUCACAUCAAGGAAUGCACUCCAGAAGGGGAAGAGAUGAUCAAAUGUGGCAAACUGAACCUUGUAGACCUUGCUGGUUCUGAGAACAUAUCACGUUCUGGUGCAAGAGAGGGAAGAGCGAGGGAAGCUGGAGAAAUCAACAAGAGUUUGCUUACACUUGGUCGUGUUAUAAAUGCUUUAGUUGAGCACUCUGGUCAUAUCCCAUACAGGGAUAGCAAAUUGACAAGAUUAUUGAGGGAUUCUCUUGGAGGGAAAACAAAGACAUGCAUUAUUGCGACAAUAUCACCAUCAAUUCACUGUCUGGAAGAGACACUGAGCACUUUGGAUUAUGCUCAUCGUGCCAAAAAUAUAAAGAACAAACCAGAGAUUAACCAGAAGAUGAUGAAAUCGGCAGUAAUGAAAGAUUUGUACUCCGAGAUUGACCGGCUGAAGCAAGAGGUGUAUGCUGCAAGAGAGAAGAAUGGAAUUUAUAUACCAAGAGACCGAUAUCUUCAAGAAGAAGCAGAGAAGAAGGCAAUGUCUGAAAAGAUAGAAAGGAUGGAACUUGACUUCGAAUCCAGGGACAAGCAAUUUAUGGAACUUAAGGAACUGUACAAUUCUCAGCAAUUGUUGACAGCAGAAUUGGGUGACAAACUUGAGAAGACAGAGAAAAAUCUUCAGGAAACUCAGCAUACAUUGGCUGAUCUGGAAGAGAAACACAGGCAGGCAAUUGCCACUAUAAAAGAAAAGGAAUUUCUGAUAUCUAACCUUCUAAAAUCUGAAAAAUCACUGGUUGAGCAAGCAUUUGAACUUCGAGCUGAACUGGAAAAUGCUGCGUCAGACGUAUCAAACUUGUUUGCCAAGAUUGAGCGCAAAGACAAAAUAGAAGAUGGAAACAGAGUUCUUAUCCAAAAAUUCCAAUCCCAAUUGACUCAACUGCUUGAAGUCCUGCAUAAGACCGUUGCUUCUUCAACCACACAACAAGAACAACAACUCAAAGGCAUGGAGGAAGACAUGCAGUCCUUUGUUUAUACAAAGACUGAGGCAGUGGAGGAGCUUCGAGGCCGUCUAGAGAACUUGAAAACCAUGUUUGGUUCUGGUAUCAAAGCCUUAGAUGGUUUGGCUGGGGAACUUGAUGGCAAUGCUCAGUCAACCUUUGAUCGUUUAAAUUGUGAAGUCUCUAAACAUUCUUCUUCUUUGGGAGAGCUUUUUAAGGAGAUUGCCUCUGAGGCUGAUACGUUGGUUAAUGAUCUUCAAAAGAGUUUGCACGAUCAGGAGGACAAACUAAUUGCAUUUGCACAACAACAACGUGAGGCACACUGCGGGAGUAUCACAAUGUCAAGGUCCAUUUCUCAGAUUACUGGGAACUUCUUUAAGACUUUAGAUAUGCAUGUGUCCCAGUUGGGUGAAAUAGUGGAAGAAGCACAGACGGUCAGCGACCAGAAAUUCUCUGAACUAGAAAAGAAGUUUGAGGAGUGUGCUGCCAAUGAGGAAAGGCAAAUCUUGGAGAAAGUGGCAGAAUUGCUAGCUGGGUCAAAUGCUAGGAAGAAAAAGCUGGUUCAAACCGCUAUUGAUGACCUUAGAGAAAGUGCCUCCAACAGAACCAACAGACUGAAACAAGAGAUGUCAACCAUGCAAGAUUCAACUUCUUCAGUUAAAGUCAAAUGGACCGAUUACAUGGAAAAGGCUGAAUCACACUAUCUUGAAGAUACUGCUGCUGUGGAAAAUGGGAAGAAAGAGAUGGAGGAGGUGCUACAGAAUUGCGUGCAAAAGGCUAAAUUGGGAGCAGAGCAAUGGACAGAUGCUCAACAGUCUUUAUUAAACCUAGAGGAGAGAAAUGUUGCUUUUGUUGAUGAAAUCGUUAGGGGAGGAAUGGAUGCAAAUCAAGCAUUGCGUGUGAGAUUUUCAUCUGGCGUGUCAUCUACUCUUGAAGACACUAAUGCUGCUAGCAAACACCUACUCUCAUCUAUUGACCAUUCUUUACAACUCGACCGUGAUGCUUGUGCAAACCUUGAUUCUACGAUUGUUCCUUGUUGUGGAGAGCUGCGAGAACUAAACAGCGGACACUACCACAAGGUUGUUGAAAUUACAGAAUACACUGGAAAAAGUCUUUCACAAGAAUACAUGGUUGAUGAGCCAUCGUGCUCGACCCCGAGAAAGAGACCGUUUAAUCUUCCAAGUGUCGAAUCUAUUGAAGAACUAAAAACUCCCUCUUUCGAGGAGUUGUUGAAUUCGUUUUGGGACGGAAAAUCCUCAAAGCUAGCAAAUGGAGAUGUACAGGAUAAUAUAGAGGUAGCUCCUUCUUUACGAGAUUCGAGAGUUCCCGUCACUGCUGUAAAUUAGAAGAGUCCAGACUGCAGCCAAUGAUAUAUGGCAAUUAAGGAGAGUUGUACAUAAUAUAUAUGUCUUGAAUAUCCAUCGUCUCACCUAUACGUAGCGGAUAAGUUAUCCUUAUUCUUUUUAUUAAAUUUGGUAGUUGUUGGGAAGAGUUUCAUUUGUUUGAAAUUCGUGUAGUUUCCGAGACUGAUGGAAAUAUGUAAUGUUUGUGUGCUGAACAUGCAAUAUAGUUUGAAGUGUGUGGAUGCGACGGUGAUAA